Molecule: messenger RNA, 489 nt
Organism: Euleptes europaea (tarantolino)
Lineage: Eukaryota; Metazoa; Chordata; Lepidosauria; Squamata; Sphaerodactylidae
Product: taste receptor type 2 member 140-like
Exons: 4
Coding region: 1-489 (162 amino acids)
Biological process (GO): sensory perception of taste; G protein-coupled receptor signaling pathway; detection of chemical stimulus involved in sensory perception of bitter taste
Cellular component (GO): membrane
Molecular function (GO): G protein-coupled receptor activity; bitter taste receptor activity
Source: RefSeq, a predicted model, not a curated record
AUGACCUGCAUGGUCCUGUCCAAGAACGACUACUGGAUCCGAUGGUUUAUACUGCUGGUUAUUGAAACUGUCGUCGGAAUAAUAGCAAAUGGAUUUAUUGUCCUCAUGAAUUACAUGGACUGGUUCAAAAGCAGGAAACUAACUCCACCUGACCUGAUCCUGACCUGCCUUGGCUUGUCCAGACUUGCAUGGUACUUUGCUAUUCUAGUCAACUCCCCAAAUGUUAUUCCCCUUCUGAUAUUUUUGUCAUCACCUAUCUUGUUAAUCACCUCUCUGUGGAAGCACACAAGAAAUUUACAACGCAAUGGGAACGGCAUCAAGGAUCUCAACACUCAAGUUCACGUGACUGCCAUUAAAGCUCUGGCUUCCUUCUCUGUGCUGUACCUGUCCAGUUUUCUUGCAUUCAUUGCACAGGCGAUACUGGUCUUGAAUAACAUGGAUCACCCUUGGUCAAUGAUGCUGAUUGCCUUCAUACCUUCAGCAGAAUGA